AGCAACAAUGGAGUUCAACUCCGGAAUAGCAUGUAAUUUGGGAUAUGGAAGCAAGAAAUGUUCGCUAGACAGAGUCACAAGCACCACCCCACUAAUAUUUGGGUCCCACAAAGUGAACCUCACAUAACUAUCGAUAUUUGGGCUCAACAAAGUAAACCUUAUAUAACUAGUUUGUACUCUCUUCAUCUCAAUAUGUAGCAACCACUGCGAAUUUGGACAUAUAGGAUUGGAUCGUCGGUUGCUACGACGGUGGGAGCAGAAGAAAUGACAAGCCAAUUUGUUCUCCUUUGUUUGCUCUGACCUCCCAAUUCACAGCUGGGUCUAUGUAUCACUUAUCAAGUACUACAGUGUAUCAAAAGCUCUCCAAUCUGUGCUGCCUUUAUAUUAGUUCCACCAAGAAGACACAAAUUCCAGCAGAGAUAGUCCGAUAGAGAUUAGCAUGGCGUCGACAGCCGUGUCCCGGCACGUGGUCGCGGUGCCGUACCCGGGCCGCGGCCACAUCAACCCGAUGCUGGCCGCGUGCCGCCUCCUCGCGGCCGCGGACGGCGAGCUCACCGUCACCGUCGUCGUCACGGAGGAGUGGCACGGGCUGCUGGCCUCCGCCGGUGUGCCCGCCACGCUGCCGCCGGCGGGCCGCGUCCGCCUCGCCACCAUCCCCAACGUCAUCCCCUCCGAGCACGGCCGCGGCGCCGACCCCGCCGGCUUCUUCGAGGCCGUGGACGCCAAGAUGGGGGUGGCCGUCGAGCAGCUGCUCGACCGGCUGGAGCGGAGGCCCGACGCGAUCGUGGCCGACACCUACCUGGCGUGGGGCGUGCCGGCCGGCGCGGCGCGCGGGAUCCCGGUGUGCUCGCUGUGGACCAUGGCGGCCACGUUCUUCUGGGCGCUCUACAACAUCCACCUCUGGCCGCCGGUGGAUGACCGGGAGGGCGAGCAAGACCUAAGCCGCAAGUCCUUGGAGCAAUAUGUCCCAGGCUGCUCAUCAGUCAGGCUCUCUGACGUCAAGAUCUUCCGGUCUUGGGAACGGUCAAUGAAGCUGACAACGGAGGCGUUCGUCAACGUGCGUAAAGCGCAGUGUGUCCUCUUCACUUCCUUCUACGAGCUCGAACCCUGCGCCAUGGACAGAAUCACGCAGGCGGUUCCGUUCCCGGUGUACCCAGUCGGACCUUCAAUCUCGGACAUGCCGCUGGACGGCGGCGCCGGCAAGAUCGACGACGAGGAGCACCGUGCCUGGCUGGACGCGCAGCCGGAGCGCUCCGUGCUGUACGUCUCGUUCGGCAGCGUCGUCUCCAUGUGGCCGUCGCAGCUGGAGGAGGUCGCCGUGGCGCUGCGCGACAGCGCGGUCAGGUUCUUCUGGGUGGCCAGGGACAGCGCCAGCGCCGGUGACCUGCGACGGAUCGCCGGCGGCAACGGGUUGGUGGUGCCGUGGUGCGACCAGCUGGGCGUGCUGUGCCACCGCUCCGUCGGCGGCUUCCUCAGCCACUGCGGGUGGAACUCGCUGCUCGAGGCCGUGUUCGCCGGCGUGCCGCUGCUCGCGCUCCCCGUCGUCUGGGAUCAGGUGGUGGACGCCCGCGUCGUGGCCGACGAGUGGAGGAUCGGCGUCAACCUGUCGGAGCAGAGGAGGGAGGAGGACGACGGCGGCGGCGUCGUCGUCGGCAGGGACGCGAUCCGUGCCGCCGCGGCGAGGCUGAUGGAUCCGGACGACGGCGAGAGCCGAGAGAUGAGGAGGAGGGCCGCGCUGCUGCGCGAGGCUUGCCGUGGCGCCGUGCAGGACGGACCGGACGGUGGCUCGUCGCGCCGCUCGUUGAACGGAUUCGUGAAAGAUCUCGCCGACGGGAGACUUAAUUUCCAGUGAGAGAACAGCGUGAAUUAAACCAAAAAAGUAAAUAAAUGUACUAGCGUGAAUGCUUGUUGUGUAUCAGUAUCCACGUGGAGAAUAAUGGAAGAGAAAAUUUUACUUUAGGUAAUCUGUUGUACGAGGCAAACAUCAUCCCUGUUCUAUCGAAACACUCUCUUAGAUUACCAGCCUAAGAGGCUUUUACUUAUGGCA
This is a messenger RNA of Oryza sativa Japonica Group (Japanese rice), 2047 nucleotides long. RefSeq names its product UDP-glycosyltransferase 87A1. NCBI's taxonomy places the organism in Eukaryota, Viridiplantae, Streptophyta, Magnoliopsida, Poales, Poaceae. The record is from RefSeq and is a predicted model, not a curated record. Gene Ontology annotation, molecular function: UDP-glucosyltransferase activity.